AUGAGUCAAGUAAACUUUGAAUCAUGUGCAAGAAGAUGCUUUGAAUUUCAAACCAAUAGUGAUUAUCAACAACUUUUAACCUUUGUACAAGAGAUUAGAGACAAUAUAGAGGUCAUUCAUACAGGUGAAUAUGGUCACUUUCUUCAAUACCUCUUUCCUGUCUUUUACAAUAUACUUAGAAACUUAAAUGUUGCAAUACUUGAUAGUCAAUCAACAGAACACAAGAUUAGAAAUACGAUAUUGGAGAUAUUGAAUAAACUACCAAACAAUGAAUUGUUGAAACCACAUGUACAGAAUCUAUUGCAACUGUGCAUGUACUUGUUAGAGGUGGAUAAUGAAGACAAUGCAAUCAUCUGUCUACGUAUCAUCAUGGAGCUGCACAAGAACUAUCGACCUAACCUCGAGUCAGAGGUGCAGCCAUUUCUCAAUAUAGUGCAAAAGAUUUAUACUGAUUUGCCGGGUACGGUCGAUCGCGUGUUUAGACAACCUCCAGCCACGACAGCAACUGCGACAACUGCUCCCGUGGGUGGCAGCUCAACACCAACCAUCGUGUCACCAACAGCUACUGCACAGCAAUCAACUACUCCACCAAUAACAACAACAUCGACGACAUCGACGACAACGCCGGCGGCAGCGGUGCCUGGAGCAGCAGCGGCGGCGGCAGCAGCAGCAGCAGCAUCUGCAGCGACACCCACCACACCUUUGAUGACAUUGUCAAUGCAGUCAUUCAAGGUGUUGUCAGAGUGUCCUAUUAUAGUGGUUCUAUUGUUCCAGUUGUAUCCGUCCUGUGUCAAUGCCAAUUUUAUCCCACGUAAACAGGAUCUCGAGGGUAAAGCACGUUCCAUCGUCUACAAAAUCUUUGAUUCGCUCAUCAACAAGUUUGUGUCGCUCAAGAAGCAGAUCCCACGUAUUCUCACAGCUGCCGCCACCGACGCCAACAAAAAAGAUGAUGACGGGCAGCAACAGCAGCAACCAUCUGCAGCCGACCAGCAAAUGGGCCAGACGACCACUGACCCCGUCAAGGAGUGUCGUGGGCUGAUCCGUGUUAUCAUUGUGGGUGUGCGUAACAUUGUGUGGGCGUUGGGUGCCUGUCCUCCAUUUAGACAGAUUCCCCUGGGUGGCGGACAGACCCAGACCAUUAGAUUGGCCAUUCCAGCGGUUGACGAGUCGCUAAUGCACAUCAAGAUGUUUAAAAACGUCAUCAAGUGUCUACCCAUCUAUGGCGGUGCCACACCAUCCAUGUCUGAGGAAAAGGAGAUUGUCGACCACUUUACCACCUCGUUGACCAUGCUCGACUACCGUUCAUUCCAAGAACUCUUUAUAUCAGUCAUGCCAUUCCUCUACGAACGAUCAGCCGAUGACCAAACACUCCUCCUCAUCUCUCAAGGUCUUUUAAACCACCAAACUCCCCAAACCCCUCCAGUCAAUUAUUGCAAUCCAACUAAAACCUAUUCAGAAAUAUUUGCUCCAUUUUUAAAUGAGAAAUUACUAAAUUUAACACCACAAGAUAAACCAGACUUGAAUUUAAUUAGAAUGUUAAAAUUAUUGUUUGGUAGUGUACAUAGCAUAGAGGUAGAGUCGGCCGUCCAACCGAUUCUAUCUAGUAUCAUCAUGACAACUAUAAAGUUGGCAGUAGAAUCCAAACAACAAGACGCAACCCAUUAUUUCCAUUUGUUGCGUGUCAUUUUUAGAAGUUGUACCAAACCCGAAUUCACCAAAGACAUUACUAUUUUAUUCCCGGGUAUUUUAGAGACACUCAAUGAUCUCUUGCAGAGCAGCUAUCCACUCGACAUGAUGCAGUUGUUUGUCGAGUUGGCGUUGACUAUCCCUGUGCGUAUCACCUCGUCGAUGCCUUGUAUACACUUGCUCGUACGUCCACUUAUUUUGGCGUUGCAGUCGACUAGCACCGACCUGUUGACCACAGCAUUCAAGACACUCGAGUUCUUUGUCGACCAUGUGUCGGGCGACUAUCUAUUGGGUGUAUUUAAAGAAAACAAAACAGAGUUUCUCCAAACCAUCUGGGCACAUCUUCGUCCAACUCCCUAUUUCUUUGGACCACAUGCUGUACGAGUGUUGGGCAAGAUGGCUGGAAAGAGUAGAUCCAUUACUGUCCUCUCUUCGACACCACUCACUCCUGACCCAUCCACCAAUGCCGAUAUUGUCCGAUUCCUCCUACCGUAUGACAGUUCGGGACAACAAUCGACUAGCUCUACCCAAACCCUCUCAGUUCCAUUUGACAAGGUCAUUGACACUUCUCGAACCAUCUUAUCAACGUCGACAGACUCUGCACUACAACUCAACACUUUUAAUGUAUUGAAAUCAAUCAUGUCUGUCUACCUCUCCACCGACAAGUCAUCGGCCACCCUCUCUGAUAAAUCAAUCAUUCAAACGAGUGUCGAAGAAUCACUCUUACGAUUCCAAAAGAGUGGACAAGUCAUCCACUUUAAUAGAAUCGAAUCAACAGAAUCCACAUCAACCUCUUCAACCACUGCCAUCUCCCUCUCUCCAAGUGGAUCACCCUUACAAUUAAAUGUUGGAGCAUUACAUCUUUCAAGUCAACAACCAUUCAAAACUUUGGAAGAAUAUAAUGAAGAAGUUAGAUUAUUUAAAAAUCUUCUAACUAGUUUUUUUAUUUCUACUACUAUUGAAACUUUAAAGAAUGAAAGUAAAGAAUAUCUUGGUAAAUUAAUAUUCCACUUUUUAUUAAUAAUUGGUGUCAAAGGAUUAGAUUAUCAAGUCACACCUUCAUUUGAAUUGGAUCCAAAGUUAUUCUUGGAUUCACUUGUUGAUUUUGUUUGUCUAAAACCAAAUGAAACAAAGUCACCCAUUACAACAGAAGAUUGUCAUCAAAUAUUGGAUAUCGCAAUUAAAUCAUCUUAUCAAAUUUAUUCAACUAUUAAUCCUAAAGAUGAAAUGAAUCCAAUUGUUAAAUAUUUAUUUGAAUCAUUUAUUAAUAGAUGUUAUCAAUAUCAAUAUGGUAACAAGAAUGGAGGAUGUAUAGGGUUACAAUAUUUUGUUAAUAAUUCAACAGAGUAUAAAUGGAUUUGUAAUCAUGAAACGACUAUACUCAAGGCAUUGCUUUUUGUUGCCGACGAUGUUUCAUAUAUGCAAUUCCAACCACUCAUUGAUUCAUCAUCAGAGGCAAUACUUGCUUUAUUAAAGUGUUGUACUCCAGUUUUAGAUAUUCCACAACCACCAACAACAACAACAGAAUCAACAACAGCAAUGGAUAUUGAAAAACCAACAGUCAAAACUGAAGAAACAGGAGAACAAUCACAAUCAUCAACCACUACAACAUCAGUUUCAUCUCCAACUACUUCAGAAGCUCCUUCAACAGGUAGUGAGAAUCCAGUACCUACUGCUGCUGCCGCUGUUGUUGUACCACCACCAACUACGACUACACCAGUUGUACCACCACCAGUUGCAACUCCAGCAUCAACUAUUGUUGUGGUACCAAGUAUUGCAUUACCUCCACCUCCAGGUCCAUUAAAACCAUCUGCACGUCCAUCACAAAUCAUCGAUGACAAACAAAGAGGUAUAUUCAAAGAGGUCGUUGAAACGUUGUUCAGAUUCUUGUUUUCAGCACAGACACAUACACGAAAAAUUGUACAAAAAGCAAUUUCAUUGGUAUCGGAACAAUCCCACAUUGCAAUUCAUUAUCUAUUGGACGAUGUUAGACAAUUCUUUAUGCAGGUGAUUCCAAAGUCAUUAAAGACAUUGUCGUUCCAAGCACAGACUGGUGUGUUGGAGGCAUUAACAUUCUGUCUCUCCCAACCCAUGUCAAUGAUCCCCUUUACAUCAGAUGCGAUUCGUGUGUUGGACGAUUGUUGUGUCGCGAGUAGCGAAGAACCUUCUCAUCAGAUAAAGGCAAAUUCUCAAAAGAGUAUGGCGAUUAUCACGGCGUUGAGACUGGCCGGUGUGGAAAUGUCGGCGACUGCCAUGUCGUGUCACGAGUUUAUUCAGAGUGAUCCGACCGACCUUAUCAACCGUAUGGUCAAGAUCUUCUUCAAGGCCAUUACCACCCGUAACAAAGAGAUUGCCGUGGUGGCCAAACGCGGGCUCUAUCUGGCAAUCGCCAACCAAAAGUUGGUCAAGGAUUUGUUACAACCGUGUUUGCGUCCAGUACUCGCCAAUGUGACCGAUCCCAAGAGUCUGUCGGUGCCAUUCUUGCAGGGUUUGUCUCGUCUCCUCGAGUUGCUCAGCAACUGUUUCAACCAGGCACUCGGUGAGAAGCUGUCCGAGUACCUCAAACGUUUUGAAGAGAGCGGCAAGCUGUCGCAACAGACCAACCGUGUACGUGAGAAUGAAGUGGUCAAGAUCAGCGCUGCCAUCAUCGACACGUUCCAUCUCCUCCCCACCGCACCACAGCUGCUCGAAGCAACCGUGCAGACGACUCUCAAGUUUGAGCAGUUGCUCGGUAAAGAGGUCAACAGCCCGUACCGCACACCUCUUAUUCGUUUCCUCGCCAAGUAUCCCACUCGUGCCGUCGAGAUCUUCCUCUCACAGCCCGCCCAAUGGACCAAUGUCUACGCAUCCACCUUUAGACUAAUUCUCAAGAACCCAUUGGCCAAACCCAUCAUCGAAGAGCUGGCCAACAAGUACGACCGUAUUGGAUGGGUCGACGCGAUGACCCGCACACCCGAACUCAACUUCCAAGGUCUAUCUAUUCUCAGCACGGUCGUGCGAUCGUUGCCAGAGUGGUUGCCAACCGUUCGUGUGGGAGUUAUUGAUAAAUUGAUAGAGUUGUGGACCAAUCCUACUAGAAUUGCUCAAAUCCAAGCAGUAUGUGGUAUUCAACCACAACAACAACAAGCUACCACUCCCAUACCAACUACUCCAACUACCACUUCUGUAUCAACUCCAGUUCAAAAUGCUCAGCAGAUUACAACUACUCCACCAACUGGAGGAGCUAUCACUCCCGCUGGAACAGUAGCUGAACAACCUUCCCUUCCAUCUCCAACCAAUAUUGUUUCAGUCAACACUCCAAUGAACAUUCCUUCUCCAUCACCAACUAUACUCAAAGAAACAAAGAUUAUUGUUAAAUGUUUCUUGGCGUAUUGUCGUGCUCAUCCAGGUGAGACUGAACUACUGUUCCAUCUAUUGACAGUGUUUACUAUUCGUUCGUCGAUGGACUUUUCGUUUGUCAAGGAUUUCUAUACACUUGAAGUGGCGGAAAAGACAACAGUCGAGCAAAAACGAAACAUUUUGGUUGCUUUUCUAGAUUUCUUUAGAAACACACAAAAUACCGAACUCAAGGUACAAGCCAUUCAAAAUAUUAUUGUUCCUAUCCUCAGUACCUACUUUAAAUUGGAUGCAAAGCUCAAGACUAUCGAAGCAUCUGUGUUUGUUGACAUUGCCAAAAACAUGUUGAUCGAAGCUGAAAAGCCAAUUGACGAACAGUUGCAAAUCGAAUUAUUGCAGCUUGAAACAUUCUUGGUCAAAAACAUCCCAUUGGAAUUGAUGGAUUUGAGAAAAGAGAUUAUUAGAUUUGCAUGGAACCACUUUAAGAAUGAAGAUUAUACCUGUCGUCAAAGUGCCUAUGUGUUGGCGUGUAGAUUCAUCGAAGCAUACGACACACCCCAAAAGAUUGUUUUGCAAGUGUAUGUACAGCUACUCAAGGCUUUCCAAGCCGAAGCCAAGGGUCUUGUAAAACAAGCACUUGAUAUCUUGGUGCCUGUCCUUCGUACCAGACUGCCUACACCAACUGGUGACGCUCGAAAUGCCACUUGGAGCAAAUGGACUAAAAAGAUUAUUGUCGAGGAAGGUCACUCAUUGUCGCAGCUCGUACAUAUACUCCAAUUGAUCGUGCGUCACCCUACCAUGUUCUACCCAUCUCGUUCACAGUUUAUUCCACAUAUGGUUAAUAUGCUCCCAAAACUCGGGUUGGGAAUGGCAGGUGAAAACAAGAAAUUGGCAUUAGAUAUUAUUGAAUUGAUUUUGACUUGGGAAAAGUGGAGAUCAAAUAAUAUCAAUGCUCAACAACAUUCAAACUCGUCAUCAUCAACUGCAGUGAUUGUAGCAGGGUCACCAGCUAGUGUAACUGCAGCAACAACAACAACACAAACUGCAUCAACACCAUUGGUAGCUAUGGAUGUAGCUACACCAGGACAGAUUGCUACACCUGUCAAUGAACCAACUCCCACUACACCAGCCAUCCAAAACACCUCCACCUCUACUGCCACUGCUACAAGUGGGACAACUCCUACUGGUGCGACGGGAGACGACGAGUACAGACCACCAUCCAACGUGAUUGAACAUAUCCUUUUGUUCCUUAUUCGUCUUACUACUAUGGUCGAUGCCAAAAACAAUGCCAUUGUUGAAAAGUGCAGUGACUUGCUCAAGCAAGCUUUGGUUGCAUGGCCCGAGGUAGUCAUCAAAUACAGCGCCUUUGAAAAGCCGUUGAAUAGUGACCAACCUCCCAUCCUCACAACUACCGUCCAAAUCCUCAACAUUGUACUAGAGACACAGGCAUCUACGUUUAUCCCCGCCAACCUUGCCAACCUCCAGACGGGCUUGGUUCCAUCGCUCAACCUCGACAAUCCGCGUGUUGCACAACUGCUCUGUCAAACAUUCAAGCAUGUCAUGGCGAUAUUCCCACCAAACAACAAGGAUGCUUGGCCAGCUGGCACCAACGCCAACAACGAGGUGACUACCUUUUACCAGACCAUCUCGCAAACUGUCGGACAAAUCCUCGACAACUUUGAGAAGAAUUUCAACUUUUCAAUCUUGUCUAUUGUCCAAUUGUUCAAGGACGAGAAUUUGGAUUGGGUCGACGGAUACCUACCAGCGAUCAUAAAGAUGGUUCACAAGUUGAACGGCAACCUUUUGGCACCAAACGAACAGCCUAUUCCACCUGCUGGAGGUGCCAAGCCUGCGGCCACUACACCAGUCGUGCAAGCUCAACCAACACCAGCUGGUGCCAAACAAGCUCCUCAACAACAACAGCAAAUACCAAAGAGACCAGACAAAGAGGUGUCUCAGGCACUCAUCAAAUGCUUCCAUUUGAUCAAGAGUCGUGUGUCCAAGUUAUCAGCAGACAGCCGUAAACUAUACAUUAGCGCUCUCUAUUUGCUCUGUGACAAGACUGAUAUUGAACUCUUGACCGAGGUAUUGUCGAUUGUCUCUCAACUCAUUGUAUCAAAGGAUUUGCCCAAGGAAAAGGUUUCAUUUAUCCAAAAGAUGGCUAAAUUUGUACAAUUGGACAACAAAGAGUUGACUACUCAAUACUUUGGUUUGAUACACCAGGUGUAUAGUGACUCGUCAUUGGUUCUCAAGAGUGAACUCUCUCAAUUGGAGGGAUCGUUUAUGUUGGGUCUACGUACAAGUGACUCGACCACUCGAAGAACCCUCUUUGACAUAUUACACAAAUCGAUUAGUACUCAACCCUAUCAACGAUUAAACUACAUACUUGGUAUUCAACAAUGGGAUUCAAUUGGUAACAGUUAUUGGAUUCGUCAUGCUUUGGAAUUGUUAUUGGCCAUUUUACCAAUGAACCGACCAAUUGGUUUUUCAAACAAUGUAGCCAAACUUUCAUUAUUUAGAUCAAAAGAUGAAACAAAUAAUAAUAAUAAUAAUAAUGAAUCUUCAUCUAUGCAAGUAGAUAGUGUUGGUGGUACAAUGGAUGCAUUCUCAAUUAAAUUAAAACAACAUGAAGAAUUUAUGAAAGAAUCGACAUUGAAAUGGAAUACAUUUGGUGAAAUGUUUGGAGGGUUGAGAGAAAUACUCUUUACCGAACAACCAUUGUGUCAUGGUAUUUGGGUGUCUACGUUUAGUGCCAUUUGGGCAAGACUACCAAAAGAAGAGCACUACAAGCUCACCAAGACAAUGACGACCCUCUUGACAAAGGAUUACAAAAAGAUUGCCAUCAAUUCUGCAGGUGCACAACAACAGUUGUUGACACAGACCACCAAUCAAAACACACCACCAACUACCACUGAAUCCAACAUUAUUGUCAAAUCGUUGUUGGAUGGUGUUGCCAAAUGCACACCUCCUCUCAAGAUCCCCGUCGAGUUGGUGUCGUAUCUUGGAGACACGUACAAUUGCUACUACACAUCUAUUCGUAUACUAGAAUCUAGCCUGCUCGAAGGUACCAAGGCACCCGAACAAACAGAUGUCGUAUGGGACUGUCUCGGCGGAUUGUACCAAUCGUUGAAUGAACGAGAUGUGCAGUUUGGUCUGUUGAGAAAACGGUUCAACAGCGAUGAGACCAAACUCGGUUUGCUUUUGGAGCAAUUCUACAUGUGGCAAUCGGCACAGGAAGUAUUCUUGGCUGCCAUGAACAAGUACUCUAGCAAUGGUGCCAAGGCUACGACCAAGCAAGAAAAUCUAUUGUGGGAGGACCACUGGAUCGAAUGUGCCAAGCGACUCAACCAAUGGGAUGUACUCGGCGAAUACGCUCGUUCACAAGGCAUGUAUGAUUUGUUGGCCAUGAGUGCGUGGAAGUUGUCUGCUUGGCCACUCAUGAAAGAGGCACUCAACAAGUUGACGGUGCAUGGUGACACGUCGGCACUACGAAAGAUCUUGCAAGGGUACACAUUGAUAUUGGAUAAAAAGUAUCUUGAAGUGGAUCCAAACAUUGUGACGAGCAACCAAUUGAUACUCAGAAAAUGGGUGUCGUUGCCACUGCGAUCGGCCAAGGCCCAUGCACAGGGUCUCAUUGAAAUGCAGCAGGUGGUCGAGUUACAAGAGGCCGUCCAUUUGCUCAAAGAGGUCAGCUUGUCAACUCAACACGCACAAGCUUUGCAAAUCCAACAACAACAACCACAACAGCAACAACAACAACAGCAAAUACAAAACACUCGUAAUCUGUUGAUGAACACAUUGAACGACGUUCGUACCAUCUUUACCAUCUGGAGAGAACGUCUGCCAACCAAAGAUGAAGACGCAGCUGUCUGGAAUGAACUUUUGACAUGGAGACAGCAAGUAUUCCAAAUGAUCGGACAGGGUGUAGAACAUAUCUCUGAAGUGGUCAAUCAACAAUUGGGAUUGACUGGUGCGGCUGUCCCUCCCGCCAAACCAAUUGUCCAACCCGAGACAGCAUGGACCAUGAACAAGUAUGCUCAUAUUGCACGUAAACACAAUAUCGUUGAAGUGUGUCUCAACUCACUCUCUAAAAUGUUCAACCUUCAAAUCGAGGUACAAGAUAUCUUUUUGAAUCUAAAGGAACAGAUCAAGUGUUACUUGCAGUUGCCAACUCACUAUGAGACUGGUAUAUCGAUCAUCAAUGGUACCAAUCUCGACUACUUUAUGCCGUUGCAAAAGAGUGAGUUUUUCCAACUCAAAGGAGAGUUCCAGUCACGUCUUCGCCUCAAUGCCGAUGCCAACGUUAAUUUCUCAACUGCCAUCAGUCUCUAUGACAACUGUGCCAAGAGUUGGAUGAGCUGGGGAUACUAUUGUGACAAUCAGUUUGCCACUGAGACUGACACCCAAACAAAGGCAAAUUGGGCAGAGAGUGCUGUCAAUUGUUACAUCCAAGCUAUUCGAUGCGACCCCAAAUACUCUGCCAAACUAUUACCUCGUGUAUUGUGGAUACUCUAUCUCAACAACUCUGGUGAAGUUCCUCAACAAUUACCACAACAACCUCCACCUCCACCAGCACAACAAGCUCCAACACAAAAUGCAGAUGGUGCAACAACGACACCACCACCACCAGCACCCGUUGAACCAAAGAAACCAACACCAGCACAAAUGGUACUGUCAACUAUUGAAAAGACAUGGUCUAUCCUCCCACACUGGAUUUGGUUUAAUUUCCUUCCCAUUCUCAUAACUGGUUGUUAUAUGAGUGCCAAAUUCCCAGGAUAUGGAUUCUUGUGUUGGCAAUUGUUUAGUAAGAUAUGCUAUCUCUGUCCAAAUGCAACAUACUAUCAUUUUAGAAAGUUGGUAUCUGAUAUGAAAAACAACCAGAAUAGUCCACACUUUGUACCCAUCAAUCCACCACCAACUGCUGGCAGUUCUUCGUCAACUACGUCUACCAUCUCACUUGGACCACUCAAGAUGGCAGAAACACUUUCAAUGGGAUUACAACCAUACCAUAGUCAAUUGAUUAGUGAAAUCGACGCCAUGCUCAACGGAUUAAUUUGUAUUGCCAACACUGUCCCUGCUAUUCACCACCUUGGUAGCAACUUGCAACAUAUUCUCACUGAGAGUUUUAGAGUCUCUGGAUCGGCAUUGGAUGAAAUCCCCCAAGAAAUCAAGGAUAUGCUUACAACUGUCCACCAACACUAUUUCUUGUCUGCAGACAGAUACCCCAACCAUGCCAUCCUCGUCGACACACUCAAGACACCCUUUGAAAAUGACUUUGGAGUCGUCAUUGGCGUCAAGAUGGAUAGCGGUGAGACCACGUUAAUGUCGCUGAUUGGCAAGCUUAUUGAAUGGGUACAACGUCGAUUCGACCCCGAGUUGUACACUGUCAAGGGCCAGGUGUUUAUGGCCAACAGAGCAGUGCAACUUGAAAAGAUUGUCCCGCAACUCGAGGAAUUUAGACCGAGUAUGGUCGACCUGCCCACACACCUCUCGACCAUUGCCAAGGACCCAUCACACUAUGCCCACAAUGUAAGAAUCGACAAGAUUGGCUCGAUUGUUACUAUGGUCAAGAAUUCAAUUGGCAUGUUGUGUCCUCGUAUUACGUUGCAUGCAAACAAUGGAAAGGAGUAUUCGUAUCUCAUUGACAUUACGCCACAACUCUUUUCGUCAAAGACUGGAGCCCGUGACUUUGAAAGACGAAACCAUCUCUUGUCGUCGGUCAACACCAUCCUUUUGAAGCAUCGCGAAACUCGUAGAAGAGCCAUCAACUUGAACCACUACCCAACCACCAUCUCGAUCACUCCAUCACUCACAUUGAUCCAAUCACUUGGCAGUCGAGAAUACAAUUCUCUCUUGGAUGUAUGGUCGACUAUGCAACCGGAAACUGAACUAUACACUCCUUUGGUCAUGUUUAGAAACAAAUUACUCGGACAACAACAAUCUGUCGCCACCUCUCCAACUAAUACCUCAACCACCUCCACCACGUCAAACUCUGGUGAAUCAACUACCUCUACUCCACCCAAAUCACAUCACAAACAACCAACCAAAUUACAAUCGUUUAGAGAGAUUUCAAAGUUUAUGACCGACGGUCUUUUGAGCUCGUUUAUCAAUCGUACACUCCUCAACUACCAAGAACAAUACGAAUUUAAAUUUAAUUUUGCAGUUCAAUGGGGUCUCCAUUCCAUGCUCUCCUAUGUCUUGUUUAGUCGAGUUGCCAGUCUCUCACCAUCUGACAUUUUCUUUUCAAGAUCAAGUGGGUCAGUCUAUUUUGGUAAAUGGGCUCCACUCGACUUUGCCAAUGAUGCCUCUAUGGAAUUCUCUGAAAAUGGUGUGGUACCAUUUAGAUUGACUCAAAAUAUUAGAUCCUAUCUCAAUCCAGUAUUUAUUGAAGGAAGUUAUCAAAGCUCUCUUUUAUCAACUUCAAUUUGUUUCUCUGAAAUGAAGGAUCAACUUGUAAAUUUAUUAUAUAUAUUUAGUUUUGAUGAAAUGUGUUGGAAUAUUGUUGAACCUACCAACAAAUCACAACAUAUUCAUAGAGAAAUUGUUGAAAGAACAACAAAGAUUGUCGACAAGAUGGUAUCAACAAGAAUCAAUUCUAUUACACCACCCAUACAACCCGAUAAAACACUUUUCCUCACUCCAAUCAUUAAAAGAGUUGGUGAAUUAAUUCAACUAUCAUCAAACUCUUCAAAUAUUAGUCAAAUGGAAUCUAUAAGUUAUCCAUGGCUAUAA
This is a messenger RNA of Cavenderia fasciculata, 11754 nucleotides long. It is a transcript of the gene tra1, whose product is annotated as protein kinase. Gene Ontology annotation, biological process: DNA repair; regulation of DNA-templated transcription. The record is from RefSeq and is a predicted model, not a curated record. NCBI's taxonomy places the organism in Eukaryota, Evosea, Eumycetozoa, Acytosteliales, Cavenderiaceae. Gene Ontology annotation, molecular function: transcription coregulator activity; protein binding. The transcript is spliced from 7 exons. Gene Ontology annotation, cellular component: NuA4 histone acetyltransferase complex; nucleus; SAGA complex. The coding region runs from base 1 to 11754 and encodes 3917 amino acids.